AUGGAAAACAAAACAUUUCUCUAUUUAAUUUUAUUACUUGCAAUCAUUCUGAAAAAUGAGAAUUUUUGUGCUGCCACUACAAGUAUCAAAGUGGAUGGCUAUGUUUAUUGUACUAACUGUGGUUCACUCUCUCAGAGUGGCAUCUUCAAUGCCAAGGUAAACCUGGUUUGUCCAGGAGACAGUCAUUCAUCAUUUACAAAUAGUAGAGGAUACUUUGAUAUCUUUGAAUUAGUGAAGACUGGAACAGAUAUUGGGAGUUGUCGAGUGAGUGUGGAUCCAAGUAGAGCACCCCGGGGGUGUUCUUUCUUAACAGACAUAAAUGGUGGAUCAAGUGGCCAAUCCUUAAGCACAUGCACCAAUAAUGGAAAUAAUAAGUUCACUUGUGGACCUUAUUAUUUUACUCCAAAUGCUUGUUCACCUCCACCACCACCAAGUUCUCCACCUCCACCACCACCUAGAAAACCACCACCACCACCCCCUAGAAGACCACCCCCACCACCAACAACAACACCUCCACCACCACCACCUAGAACACCUCCACCACCACCACCAAAAACACCUCCUCCACCACCACCUAGAACUCCUCCACCACCACCACCAAGAACACCGCCACCACCACCACCAAGAACUCCUCCUCCCCCACCACCUAGAACACCUCCUCCCCCACCACCAAGAACACCUCCACCGCCACUGUCUAGUUUACUCUCGGUUGGGCUCAACUCGAGGGGUAGGGUGUCAAGAGAGCGAAGUUCGCAGGAGAGCUAUGGUUUUCAGCUUCCAUUCAUGAGGGUGUGA
This is a messenger RNA of Selaginella moellendorffii, 795 nucleotides long. Its product is annotated as sulfated surface glycoprotein 185. The record is from RefSeq and is a predicted model, not a curated record. The transcript is spliced from 3 exons. The coding region runs from base 1 to 795 and encodes 264 amino acids. Lineage: Eukaryota; Viridiplantae; Streptophyta; Lycopodiopsida; Selaginellales; Selaginellaceae.